GUGCAAUAUAAAAAAAUUUAUGAAUUAUUAUAUAUGUGACAGUUGUUCCUAAUUUUUAUGUAUUUGUAGUAAAUAUUCAGAAAUAUAAAAUGGCUAAUAUUGAAUUAGAUAUAUGGCGCGGAGAAUGGGGACUUGCUUCUAUAGAUUUAGAAUGUUUAAAAGUCUUAACCUAUAUGAAAUUUAUUGGCGUACCAGUCAGGGUUCGAGAAGCUAGUAAUCCUUUUUUCACACCUAAAGGAUCCCUACCGGUUAUGAGAGAUGGUAGAACUGUUCUGACAAAUUUCGAGGAAGUUGUAGAAUAUUUAAAAUCACUGCAUUACAGUACAGAUGUUCAUCUAAAUCAAAAACAAGCCGCUGAAGCCAGUGCCUUCACACAAUAUUUACGGGAUAAACUCUACCCUGCUUACCAGUAUGCGUGGUGGGUGGACGAGAAGAACUAUGGUGAUGUAACAAGACCCACAUAUGCAAAAGCCUUACAAAUUCCUUUUAACUUUUACUAUCCCUCCAGAUAUCAAGGGGCAGCAAAAGAAAUGAUAGAUGCAUUAUAUGGUGAACAUUCUGAUUUGAAAGAAGUUGAAAAAACAAUUUACAAUGAAGCUGAAAAGUGUCUGAAGACUCUCUCAGACAGGUUGGGUGAAAGUGAAUAUUUCUUUGGCAAUAGACCAUCUUCAUUUGAUGCAACUGUAUUUGCAUACCUCGCUCCUCUUGUGAAAACACCUCUUCCCAACGCAACUCUUUCAAAUCAUGUCAAAGGGAUAGCUAAUUUGAGCAGAUUUGUUGCAAGAAUCAGUCAGAAGAAUUUUAGAAAUGUUACUGAUGAGUACAAUAGACAGAAUAAGAAACAAUCUCAGGGCACUCAGUCGGAGCGCGAGGCGCAGUUUCCGAAUGCGACGCGCAACAAAGUGCUUGCUGGAUUGUUCGCCACACUCGCCAUGACUGGUUACGCUGUGGCCACUGGCAUGUUUCAGGACAUGAAAGAUUUCCAGCACUCACAAGAUUACAGCGAGAUGUUUGAGAAUGAAGAAGACGACAACUGAUAUUGAGCCAGCUGUUGACAACACAACUAAGACGCAUCACCUGUAGCGGAAUUUGCACUAAUAAUUAUUCUUUUUACACACAAAUUGAUACAUUCUAUUUUAUUAAAAAUAUUUAUCUUAUUUUUACCAUUGCAUUUAAUAAUAGUAUAAAGAAACUGCCGAUUUUUGCUAAUUUCUUUAUUUCCAUGUGUGUGAAAAGACAAAGUAUGUUGCAUAUAUUUAUAUUAUUAAAUAUCAUACUGUGAAUCAAUCCCAGAACGUUUGAUCUAUAGUUACACUUGUCCAUACUUACACAAGCAAUAUAUAUUAAAUGUGCUGGACAAAAAUCUUUAAAUAAAAAUAUAAUUCAUUAGAGCUUACCUCAUAAUUUGUCCAAGAGUUGAUGGUGGCUUUUAUUAUUGGAACAAAAUUAUCUGUAAAUAUAGGUGAUAAUGUAAAAAAACUAAUGAAUAAGAAACAAAAUACGAAAUAUUGUUCCUGUUUUCCAUUGAAUUUAUUGUAACAGCAUAUUUUAUAUAGUUAGAAUACUUUCUUUUUUUCAACUGCUGAUAUGAUUUGCAGUUUAGUUUUGGUUUCUAAUUAAAAUCCUUUUAUAAACUUUGUUAACUGUGAUGAUUCUUCAUCACUAAUUAAAAUAGACUGGCAUUUAUGUAUUUACUUAAUAUUAUUUGGGUGAGUAAAAAGAGGGUAAAAGUGGAUGAUUGCGAAAUUUAAUAAUUAUUUAAUUUCGAUUUUGUUAAAAACCUACAUUUAAUAUGUAAAAAGCAUUGAAUAUCAAUGUAGUUUGUAAGAUAGGUUUAGAAACCAAAUGUGUAGUUUUGAUUUAUUUGUUAGUUUCGUCUUCAUAAAGGAAUUGUUCACUGCAACGAGUGAGUGUGAUUUGUUUGUUUUAAUUUAUUAGUGAAGCAUGAAUAAAUAUUGUUUGUUACUA
Vanessa tameamea is the source of this 1968-nucleotide messenger RNA. Its product is annotated as metaxin-1. The record is from RefSeq and is a predicted model, not a curated record. The transcript is spliced from 6 exons. Gene Ontology annotation, biological process: mitochondrion organization. Bases 90 to 1037 code for a protein of 315 amino acids. Lineage: Eukaryota; Metazoa; Arthropoda; Insecta; Lepidoptera; Nymphalidae. Gene Ontology annotation, cellular component: cytoplasm; SAM complex.